Naegleria fowleri is the source of this 3375-nucleotide messenger RNA. RefSeq lists its product as uncharacterized. The transcript is spliced from 3 exons. The coding region runs from base 1 to 3375 and encodes 1124 amino acids. The record is from RefSeq and is a predicted model, not a curated record. Lineage: Eukaryota; Heterolobosea; Eutetramitea; Acrasida; Naegleriidae.
AUGAAUAAUCAUUCCUCAUUGUCAUCGGGAGCUUCACCAUCCUUCUCACCACUAUUGAAUCCAACCACUACUUCACCUCCAAGAAAACAAAGAGCUAGUGUUCAACAUGAUCCUCGAUUUCGAAUGUAUACAUCACCACCCUCACCACCAUCAACCAAGAGUCCUCCUUAUCAACCUCCAAAUAAGGAAUUAUCUCCAACCAACACUUCACCUCAUCAUUUCUUACCUCAAUGGCUCAAGAAAUUGACCACUCAUCAUCAUCAUCACCCUCAUUCGAAUGCACAUUCCCAUCACGAGACGAGUGAUCAUCCUUCGACACCUCUUCCCUCACCAUCACAUCUCUGUGAAAAGGAUUCUUCUGAAGUUCAAACAAGCACCCGUAUUUCUUCUUCUUCUGUACAUUCUCAUUCGUAUCCACCCACUCCAUACUAUUGUCCUCAACACCAUCAGCAAAUGCAGUUCUCUGCACUCAAUUCUCCAACCAACUUGUUUCCACCUUCAUCUCCGAGACCUCCUUAUUCACCAGGUGUGAGAAGUAACUAUCACCAUCAUCAUGAUUCUCACGCUGCUGCUACUACGUCCUCUAGUAACAACAACAACCACCACGACCACGACCACCACCACAAUAGUAUGUUUGCGUUUCGGGCCAAUCUAACCUCUCAUCGAAAUCCAGCCUCCAUCAUUGAAAUGUAUCAUGAGGAGGAUUUACAUCCGUAUCCACUCACUCCCACGAAUAUCAAGCAUCCACCGUUCGAUGUGCUGCAGUUCCAUCAUGAAAAGAUUUCAUCUUCCUUAUUUCGCCCGAGUGCUCCUCAUGAGGAUGAAAAUUCUCUCAAUGCCCUUCAUGAUUCUCAUCAUCAUCAUGGCAUGGAGGAGAUUAUGAUGAACUCUCCCACUACCUCUCAUCCACUGUCGUAUCCGUUCAAUACCAAUCCUGAUUCUCCCAACCAAACGCUUCGUAGAAUUCUCACUCGUUUUCAGCACUUGUUCAAGUCGAAUAACAACAACCACAGUCAGCAGUCUCAUCACUCAACCUCCCAUAGUAAUAAAGAACAAGAUGGAAUUGGAUCCCAACACUUGCAAGGGGAGGUUCAUGCUCAACAUCCUCACAUGAAACAUCUUCCAAAACUUGAGGUUCAUUUCCCUCAAAAUGAAUCCCAAGAGUCUCAACAUCCACAACAACAGCAGCCUCCUCCUUAUUCUCAUCCUCAAACUCAUCAUGAGGAUCGUUCAGCUUUGAAACCAAGCACUGGUGCUGACUGUGGACAAGUCAUGCAUCCUGAACAUGAUCGACAGAAUGUUUCAUCACCGAAAACACCAACUUCCUUGGUACCUUCGUUGUUACAUCCCAAUCUUUCGCCCUUAUCAUAUCAUCAGCCAGUGCCGAAAUCAAAUCAAGUCUCUUCGCAACAUCCUCAACCACAAGAACCAUCCACACAGAAAGCACAGGGUCCUACACAUCAACAUGAUUCUCACAAACAUGCACUAUUGGAAUCAUUGGAUACCUCUCAAGGGGUGGUGGCACACUCUCAUCAAGAGGAUGGAGCAAACAUUUCUCUCUCAGAACCAACCACUGUGCAUCAUCAUCAGAAUUUACUCUCCACCAUGUCCCCACUGAGCCCACGGAUCCAUCAGCCACCUCAUCAUCAUCAUGUAAUGGACUAUUUCGAUUCAGAGCCUUAUCCCAAACCAACAGAAGCUCAACUCCAUCAUCCUCUACAUGGUCUUCAUAAAUAUCGACGACCUCAUCAUGCACACACACGCACCUCUCCCCAUCAUCAUCACCAUGAUGAUGACCCAAACAAAUUCAAUACAUUGCCCAAUCCAAAUCAUGAAGAAGCAAAAGGGAACAUCCUGCGAGAAAAGGCUCUUGUAGAAGAAAGCGCCAAAGCUCUCCAACAUCCAAAAAAAUAUUCGGCAUAUCAUCCUCACCAUCAUCACUCUGAGGAGAGUCCAACCAUCAUCAUUCCCACCACGGACAUUAUUGUGUGUACACAAUCAUCAUCGUUGCCAACAACGGAAACAACACAAGAGAAUACAAAAGCAACCAAUAGUACUGCGCAGAAAAGUGAACAGCAACCAACCAGCAGCACUACACAAACAUUUUUUCAAAGAACGUCAUCCGAAAAUCUCGCUCCGGUUACUGUGAGUUGGAAUAUACAACAACAAGGUCCAUCAUCGAUCGAAAAAAGUAACAAUAAGAGCACAUCACAAAACAACAACAUGAAUAUACCAAAAAAGACCAGUCAAGAUGAUUUCUAUAUGGAGGAUUCAAGUCUUCCUGAAUCCAAUGUCCAUUCAAUCACACACAAACCUUCGCGUUCCACGCAUAUCAUGAGCGAUGAAGAUGGAGUUAUCAUUAGUUCAUCUCCAACAAGUAAACCCCGAGUAACAACUGGACAAAUUCAAGAGGAAAUUUUGGAUCCAAUUUUCGACUUCUUCAAAACAAACACAAAUUAUGAUUUAAUGCCCUAUUCUGGAAAAGUUAUUGUAUUCGACAUUGAUCUACCUGUUAGAGAGGCAUUUCAAGUAGCUGCUAAUAACGAUAUAUCUUUUGCAUCACUAUGGGACAGUGAAAAGAGUUGUCUUGUCGGAAUGUUAACUGUGACAGAUUUGAUUGAUAUUUUACUGUUGUUCCACAAUCAAAUGGACGUCAUUCAAGAUUUAGUCACACACAAAACAAUUAGAGAAUGGAGAGCCAUGCAAAAACGUACAAGACCAGACAAACUUAUUUAUGUAACACCAGAAGAUACUCUUCUUACUUCAAUUCACACUCUUAGCAAGUAUUCCAUUCACCGUCUUCCAGUUUUGUCACCAAAGGGAGCCUUACUUCACAUUAUUACUCACUCUCAUCUUCUUGCAUAUCUAGUUCAAAAUUUGAAAUUUGAGUCACCUAUUUUCCAAUACAGUCUGGAAGAUUUAGGAAUUGGUACCUAUGUGAAUGUUGUAACAGCAAAAAUGGAAAUGCAACUUUUUGCAGCUGUUUGUCUUUUUGCCAAGUAUAAAGUCUCUGCCAUUCCUGUUGUAAAUGAUGAAGGAUGCGUAGUGGAUGUGUUUUCAAGAUACGACAUUGUUUACUUUGUUAGAGAUGGAGACUAUAGACUUGAAAUGACUCUGGGAGAGGCUCUCAAGACGAGACCAAGAAUUCCAGUUUUUACUUGUACAAAAUCAGAAUCUUUCGAGAAGGUAUUAAGGCACUUGUCCACAACACGUAUUCACAGAUUGGUGUGUGUUGACGAGUACUCACGAGUGGUUGGUAUUGUUUCCAUUAGUGACAUUUUCUCUUUCCUCAUGAAAAAACAAGAGGAAAUUCUAUCUAGGGAACAUGACUUGGAUCUUUUGCACCAUGGAGUAGAUAUGGUUGAUGAGAAGUAA